AUGUUAUUCAUUCCUUCCUUAUUGAAUUCUCAUUUGUCUUCAUUUUUUUCAUUGAUCGAUUCUUUGCGCUUUCUAAUUUUUAUACUAUUUUACUGUUCAUAUCUAUCUAUCUAUCUAUCUAUCUAUCUAUCUAUCUAUCUAUCUAUCUAUCUCAAACUAUUUAUAUCUAUCUAUCUAUCUAUCUAUCUAUCUAUCUAUCUAUCUAUCUAUCCCGUCCCAUCUAUUUAUCUCUAUCUAUCCCAACCAAUUCAUAUCUAUCUAUCUAUCUAUCUAUCUAUCUAUCUAUCUAUCCCAAACAAUUUAUAUCUAUCUAUCUAUCUAUCUAUCUGUUUCAUUCUAUAUAUCAUUUAUCUAUCUAUCUAUCUUUAUAUCUAUCUAUCUAUCUAUCUAUCUAUAUUAUCUAUCUAUCUCAACCUAUUUAUAUCUAUCUAUCCGUGCAAUAAUCCUAUCUAUCUAUCUAUCUAUCUAUCUAUCUAUCUAUCUAUCCCAUCCCAUCCCAUCUAUUCAUAUCGAUCUAUCCUAACCAAUUCAUAUCUAUCUAUCUAUCUAUCUAUCUAUCUAUCUAUCUAUCUAUCUAUGCUUUCGUUUAUUUCCCCUCUUCAGCCUCUAGUUUAUUAUUUGCAUUCUUUUUCUACUGACCCUCGCAUCUGCUCCUUCUUCUUGUUAAUCUCUCUCUCUCCGCCUGUCUUUCGCCUUCAUCACGCUUUUCAUUAG
Molecule: messenger RNA, 714 nt
Organism: Acanthosepion pharaonis
Lineage: Eukaryota; Metazoa; Mollusca; Cephalopoda; Sepiida; Sepiidae
Source: the annotation of a GenBank genome assembly